CACUCAAUUAAAUUUAAAUAUAUGGAGUAUUUUUUUUUUUUAUAGUAAUAGAACUAGUACUACUUAGAAUUUAUUUUUAAUUUUUAUUUGAUUAAAGAAAAAUAGGUCGAGUAAAAUUUAUUUUGUGGCAUGUUUUGUUGUGAAAGGUCCCAAAAAAACACACACAAAGGGGAAAAAGGCCAGUUGCCUGCCACCGUCUCACAAGUAUAAUUCUUUCUGUGAUAUGAUGAUAAGAAUUGAAGCGAAUCCAAUCCUAUCGAAAUCUGGUUUUGGACGUCUUCCCUUUUAUUAGGGUUGAAAGAGAGAUCAUUGUUUUGUGUGGUAGAUCCAACAAGUUGUUGAUAAUUCUGUUGGUGGGUCGGUUCUUGAUUGUGUUGAAAUGGCCAUGUUUUGGCGUAUGGCUGGCCUCUCCACUGCUUCUCCAGUGGACACAAUUCUCGAUAAGGAAAAUUUUGCAUUGGAUGAGCUCUUGGAUGAGGAUGAAAUAAUUCAAGAAUGUAAAGCUCUUAAUGGACGCCUUAUUAAUUGUCUGCGAGAAAGAGCUCAAGUUGAACAACUUGUCAGAUACAUAGUGGAAGAGGCUCCAGAAGAUGCCGAGAAGAAACGAACUUUUAAGUUUCCUUUUAUUGCUUGUGAAAUUUUUACAUGCGAGGUGGACAUAAUUCUUAAAGCUUUGGUUGAGAAUGAGGAGCUAAUGAACCUGUUGUUCUCAUUUUUGGAACCUGAGCACGCACAUAGUACUCUGUUGGCUGGUUACUUUAGCAAGGUUGUCAUAUGCUUGUUGCUGCGGAAGACAUCACCAUUUAUGAACUAUGUACAAGCUCAUCCAGAUAUUAUCAAGAAGUUGGUUGAUCUCAUCGGAAUUACAUCUAUCAUGGAGGUGUUAAUUCGCCUAAUUGGCACCGAUGAACAUUUGUAUAGCAACUUCUCGGAUUCCAUGCAGUGGUUGGAAGAGACAGAUGUGCUGGAGAUGAUCGUUGAUAAGUUUAGCUCAUCAGAUUGCCCUGAAGUGCAUGCUAAUGCAGCAGAAACUUUGUGUGCCAUUACUCGAUAUGCUCCCCCUGGGAUAGCUGCCAAAAUCUCCAGCCCAAGUUUCAUUGAGAGGUUAUUUCGUCAUGCUCUGGAGGACUCACGGCCUAAAUCUGUUUUGGUUAACUCGUUGUCUGUGUGCAUUUCGUUAUUAGACCCUAAGAGGCUAGCUUCAGGAACAUAUUACAUGUACGGUCGCCAGUCAAUGCAGUGCUCUGGAGUAAAUGCAAGUCCUGAGACUGUGGAAGGGAUGUUGGGAAGCUUAGGUAAUUUACUGAAGCUUCUGGAUAUUUCAUCAGAAGAUAAUGUCUUGCCAACAACAUAUGGGAGCUUACAUCCACCUCUUGGGAAGCAUCGUCUGAAGAUUAUAGAGUUUGUUUCAGUCUUGGUGAGUGUCAGCAGUGAAGCUGCUGAAAAGGAGUUGAUUCGACUUGGUGCUGUUAAGCGCAUCCUAGAAUUGUUUUUCGAGUAUCAGUACAACAACUUUUUGCAUCAUCAUGUUGAGACUAUAAUAAUUUCGUGCCUGGAGAGUAAGAAUAUUCAAUUUGUUGAACAUCUUCUUGGUGACUGUAAUCUUGUCAUGAAAAUUCUCGAGGCAGAGAAGAACUCAACCCUUUCUGCUGAUCCAUCCAAGCCAACGGUCUCUGUUGAUGGAAGAUCUCCACCCAGGAUUGGAAAUAUUGGCCAUAUGACACGAAUAGCUAACAAACUUGUUCAACUAGGGAACAACAAUAAUAGCAUACAGUCGCGUUUGCAGGAGAAUAGUGAAUGGAUUGAUUGGCAGACAAAUACCCUUCAAAAACGGAAUGCUGUGGAAAAUGUUUUCCAGUGGACUUGUGGGAGACCCACAUCACUGCAUGACCGAAUGAGGGACAGUGAUGACGAUGAUUAUCAAGAUAGAGACUAUGAUGUUGCAGCUCUGGCAAAUAAUUUAAGCCAGGCCUUCCGCUAUGGAAUCUAUAACAAUGAUGAACUUGAUGAGGCUCGUGGUUCACUUGAGCGGGAUGAUGAGGAUGUAUAUUUUGAUGAUGAGUCUGCUGAAGUUGUGAUAUCUUCACUUCGUUUAGGGGACGAUCAGGAAAGUGGAUCACUUUUUACAAAUUCCAACUGGUUUGCUUUCGAGGAUGACAGAGCAAUUAGUGAACAGUACACUGGCUUGGCUGCUUCUCCCUCACCUAACACUGAAGACACUAAUGUUAUUAGGACAAGCACGAAUGAUGAUGCAGCUGCUGAGAAAGAUGAUGAUUUGGCAGACACUGCCACAUCUACUAGACCCGAGCCAAAACCAAGUUCUGAUCAUCCUGCACCAAGUAGUUUGUCUGAGGACUUGCAUCAUGCUGCAGGUAAUGAAGCCACUAAGCUUCCUGAAUGGGUUGAAUGGCGGGAAAGCUCUGAUACAAUUAAAACGUCCAAUCAAACCUCGAACUCACCUGGUGUUGCUAACGUGGUCGGGCCUCCUUUACCUAAUGGCGAUGUCAACGAGGAAUCAGAAGCUCCGAAGGAUACUAUUCAGUCAAAAGAAGAAAAUGCACAUAUUCCACCAACUAAUGGGCGCACCAGUAAUGUGGAAAAAGAUUCUGAGGGAUCAUCAAGUGAUACAUCAAAGCCUCCAGAAACAGGUGGGAGCCCAAGCGCUAGCAAACCUAGUUCUGUUAGUUUGGAGAAGCCCUCGGCUGGAACGGUGGGACCAUCUAAUGGAGAAACCGAGAAGUGAAGCGUGGAACUACUGUGAAUCGAGAGACAAAACCCAGCACUUUUGACAUUGACCGGGUGCUCUGAUGAUUCUCAGCUCUUGCUGUCGGCUGGGACUAAUGUGUGGUUUUGGAGCCUGAUGUACAUUACUGGGGCUUAAUAGUCAACUUAGCCGCAGAUGAUUCUUUCCUUAACUUAGGUGAAGAGUGCUCUCUCUUUCUUCUCACUUAAAUUAAAGGCCUUUAGUGCACAGAUGAUUCAGUAGAUCAUACUUUUAUUAUUUACACACAACUGCCUCUAGAUGAGUCCAAACUGCUAAAGGGAUGUAUGCUGCACACGUCGAAAGGAUCUUGUUUUAUAUCUCAUAUUUAUCAUUUUUCUGCGUCUUAA
Capsicum annuum is the source of this 3111-nucleotide messenger RNA. RefSeq names its product serine/threonine-protein phosphatase 6 regulatory subunit 3. Gene Ontology annotation, molecular function: protein phosphatase binding; protein phosphatase regulator activity. The record is from RefSeq and is a predicted model, not a curated record. Lineage: Eukaryota; Viridiplantae; Streptophyta; Magnoliopsida; Solanales; Solanaceae. Bases 380 to 2743 code for a protein of 787 amino acids. The transcript is spliced from 19 exons.